CCUACUAUUCCCGAUGGAGUGAGUGGGGCCAAUGGAUGCCUUGCAGCGCCUCCUGCGGGGUAGGCACUACCAAGCGAUAUCGAUCGUGCCAGGAUGUGAUGGGAAGAGAAGCAGACGGAUGCGGAGACGAGAAGGAGAAGGUGGAAAUUUCUGACUGCUUCAACCAACGAUGCCUUCUUGCAUUAAUGUUCAAGAGCCAGGCGGAAAGAUUGGCGUAUCGCCUUAAAAAUCCAAAGAGAUACGUUCCCGCGUCACAAAUCCGACCACCCCCGACUGCGCCGCCCGGCACCGUUUUCAAGACUGGCUGGACUGGAUGGCAAGGGUGGGCGCAUUGUGACGUCCAAUGUGGCAGUUAUGGAACGCAGUGGCGGAAACGCGUCUGUCAGAAAGACCUGCUUCUCAGGACUUAUCAAUAUUCUAAAAAAUGUGGUCCAAACGGAACACCAUCGAAGGUAUCUGAAAGGGAAGAACGGAGCUGCCACGCUGGUCCUUGCACGCUAGAAGAAACAAGACAAAUUGGGACGUGGACUCAGUGGGCCCCAUGGGCCUCCUGUAGCGCUACGUGUGGACCGGGCUUGCAGUCAGCCAACCGAACAUGCAUGAAGGGCAAUUCGUUAGGUCGGAACUGUGACGGAGAUGAUUUCCGCGUCAGAGAUUGUAACCUGUACCCCUGCCAACACGGAGUUCCUCCGGGUGUAGCAUGGGGCGGCUGGUCUCAAUGGACAACAUGUCACAUGACAUGUGGGAACAUGUCAAAAAGAUGGCGCUGGCGGUAUUGUGUAAAAGAUGGAAAGAAAACCGAAGGUUGCAAUGGUGUUCCAAGUGGCCAAACUCGGAACUGCCGUGUGCCAGCGUGCAAAUUCUUAGACGCGGAUCGUCCUUCUUGGACACAGUGGGGCUCUUGGACGGAGUGCACCAAGACGUGCGGAGGUCAAACAGGAGAGUCGUUCCAGGAGAGGACAUGUAUGCUUCAGGGAUAUCCGUCCACGGGUUGUAACUAUGCAGAUCCCAGGGAGGAAAAGACCCGGCGUCUGAAAAUUUGCAGGAUUAGUCAACCUUGCCCAAAGAAAGAAAAUAAGCCAGUCAGCGUUGCCAGCGUCCGGAUCGCUGUUUGGUCAACCUGGGGCGAAUGGACAAAAUGCAGCGUAAGUUGUGGCAGCGGCAGCCGCUCCCGACGUCGAGAAUGCACCGAUGCCAACAAAAAACCUACAACGGGCUGCAGUGGAAAUCACUUGGAAUCCAGUAGCUGUUCGUCUGCGCCUUGUAGAUUGGUCUCAACCUCAGUUACACGGAGUAAUGCCGUCUCUUGGUCGAACUGGAGUGCAUGGGCGAAAUGCAGCGUAAGUUGUGGCAGCGGCAGCCGCUCCCGACGUCGAGAAUGCACCGAUGCCAACAAAAAACCUACAACGGGCUGCAGUGGGAAUAACUUGGAAUCCAGUAGCUGUUUGUCUGCGCCUUGUAGAUUGGUCUCAACCUCAGUUACACGGAGUAAUGCCGUCUCUUGGUCGAACUGGAGUGCAUGGGCGAAAUGCAGCGCUAGUUGUGGCAGUGGCAGUCGUUCCCGGCGCCGAGAAUGUACCGAUGCUAUGAAAAAACCUUCAUCUGGCUGCAAGGGAGAAUACGUUGAAUCUAGUACUUGUGCGUCUCCGCCUUGUACAUCAAACUCAAAGUCGGGAACGGGAACUAGUGCCGUCUCGUGGACGACGUGGAGCAAGUGGGGUAAAUGCAGCGCCAGUUGUGGGGGUGGCACUAGUCUCCGAUGGCGAGAAUGCAUGGACACUAAUAAAAAACUUGCUAUGGGCUGCCAGGGACAAUACACGGACAACAAUCAAUGUGGCACACAACCCUGCAAGUCUUCUACAAUAUCUAGGCCGCAACCCAAACCGAAAGCACCAUCUAUAGACGUAACCUCAAUUUACAACAAGUGGUCUGAGUGGCAAGCCUGUUCGUGUGCCGAUCGGCACAAGAAGAGAACCCGAACAUGUAUCAGUGGAAAGGAAGCCCAGUGCGCCACGUCGACGAUGGUUGUCGAAGAGACGGAGCGGUGUGACCCCGGUCGGUGUGAUGUCUCUGGGCAACCGCCUGAAGCACACGCAGCUCCCAGAGUGGGUAAGGCCUAUGAAUCUGCAGGAGGCAGCAUACAAACAGCAGAACAGCGAGAAGAUGUUGCUGCUAGAGGUGGACAAACAGGUGAAGCGGAAAGGGGAGAAGGAGAAGAUGGAUGGAGCGCUUGGGGAGACUGGGAACCCUGCACAGUCACGUGUGGAAUGGGUGUGCGCAUGCGUACUCGGCAUUGUUCAGCCGAUGAUUGCCAUGGCGACGAUGUUGAGUCCGAAGAGUGUUUUGCAGAUCAACUUUGUGAAGAUGGAACUGCUAUCAGCGAAUUACAAGCAGAGGUCGGGAAGGGGGCCGUCAUCAGUUGCUAUGGCAACUACUUUGUUGAAGAUCAUCCGGGAUCAAAAGUUGUUUGGUCAAAGAACGAGGAACCGAUUAAGCUAAAUGAUCGUUUCAUGUUAAAGAACCUCGCGGAUCUUGAAAUCAAACAAGUGCAAGCCGAGGAUGAAGGCAUCUACACAUGCGCAGUGGAGUCAGGAGACAAUACUUUUACACGCCAUGUAGUACUACUGAAAAUUAACUCUGUAAAAGGUGAAAGUGUUGGUAAGUUCUAA
Molecule: messenger RNA, 2669 nt
Organism: Lytechinus variegatus (green sea urchin)
Lineage: Eukaryota; Metazoa; Echinodermata; Echinoidea; Temnopleuroida; Toxopneustidae
Product: A disintegrin and metalloproteinase with thrombospondin motifs adt-1-like
Exons: 11
Coding region: 36-2669 (877 amino acids)
Source: RefSeq, a predicted model, not a curated record